Fusarium tjaetaba is the source of this 828-nucleotide messenger RNA. Its product is annotated as efflux pump antibiotic resistance. NCBI's taxonomy places the organism in Eukaryota, Fungi, Ascomycota, Sordariomycetes, Hypocreales, Nectriaceae. The transcript has a single exon. The coding region runs from base 1 to 828 and encodes 275 amino acids. The record is from RefSeq and is a predicted model, not a curated record.
AUGGGGUCCCUCAUGACCAAGACCAACACGCCAAAAGACGGCAUAAAAAUCAUCCACGCAGGUCUUUACCGCACAGGAACAGCCUCCAUGGCCGCAGCGUACCGUAUCCUCGGCUACAAAGCCCAUCACGCUCUACACAACGAAUGGCAUGAACCGUGGACGAAACUCGAGGAAGCAGCAGAAGCUACCUUUCCUCACCUUGUCCAUUUCCCAGACUACACUCACAACGGUCCUCGUCCACCGUUCACCAGAGAAGAUUGGGAGAGCUUAUGGGGUGCUUAUGAUGUCGCGACUGAUAUAGCGUCGACUUUCACGUUAGAGCUCAUCAAGGCGUAUCCUGAUGCAAAAGUGGUCAUUGUCCAGAGAAAAUUUGAAGAUUGGUGGCCUUCGUUUCACUCGGAGAUAUUGGUCUCUGUGUUUGAGGUAACCUGGCUUCAAAAGUUCUUGACGUGGUAUGUUUUGCGUUUCCGGGCUUUACAUGCCAUGAGGAAGAUUCUUGCUGGUUUCUUCUCUGUGAAUGAGUACUCUGUGGAAGCCAUUACGCCCGAGAUUGCAAGGAAUACGUAUGAAGAGUUUUAUAGCAAGGUUCGGGAAGCUGUGCCUAAGGCAAGACGGUUGGAGUAUUCUCUUGGUGAUGGAUGGGAACCACUUUGUGAGUUCCUCGGGAAGGAUGUACCGGAUGUCAAGUUUCCGAGAGUCAAUGAUCGUAAGACGCAUAGUGAGGAUAUGGAGAGACUGAUGGCUAAGCUGAUGACGGUUUCGAUGGGUGUUCUUGGACCUUAUCUCGUUGCCAUUCUUGCGGCUGUUGUUGUGCUUUAUGCCUGGUAA